Leucoraja erinaceus (little skate) is the source of this 6817-nucleotide messenger RNA. Its product is annotated as tigger transposable element-derived protein 1-like. The transcript is spliced from 2 exons. Lineage: Eukaryota; Metazoa; Chordata; Chondrichthyes; Rajiformes; Rajidae. Gene Ontology annotation, molecular function: DNA binding. Gene Ontology annotation, cellular component: nucleus. The record is from RefSeq and is a predicted model, not a curated record. The coding region runs from base 4491 to 6188 and encodes 565 amino acids.
AAUAUAUAAAAUAAAAAUAAAUAUAAAAUAAAAAUAAAAAGUAAAAUGAUGGGAAGGAUGUGGAGGAGAAAUGGAAGACAUUUAAAGAUUAAAUUUUAAGAGUACAGAAUUUUUAUGUCCCUGUUCGGUUGAAAGGAAAUAGUAAAAAUUGUAAAGGGCCAUGGUUUUCAAGGGAAAUUGGAUGCUUGGUUCGGAAAGAGAGAGAGAUCUACAAUAAUUAUAGGCUGCAUGGAGUAAAUGAGGUGCUUGAGGAGUAUAAAGAAUGUAAAAAGAAUCUUAAGAAAGAAAUUAGAAAAGCUAAAAGAAGAUACGAGGUUGUUUUGGCAAGGUGAAAGUAAAUCCAAAGUGUUUCUACAGCUAUAUUAAUAGCAAAAGGAUAACGAGGGAUAAAAUUGGUCCAUUAGAGAGUCAGAGUGGACAGCUAUCUGCAGAGCUAAAAGAGAUGGGGAAGAUAUUGAACAAUUUCUUUUCUUCGGUAUUCACCAAGGAGAAGGAUAAUGCAUUAUGUGAGGUAAGGGAAACAAGUAGAGUAGCUAUGGAAACUAUGUGAUUCAAAGAAGAGGAAGUACUGACACUUUUGAAAAAUAUAAAAGUGUAUAAGUCUCCAGGUCCUGACAGGAUAUUCUCUAGGACAUUGAGGGAAGUUAAUGAAGAAAUAGCAGGGGCUAUGACAGAAAUAUUUCAAUUGUCAUUAGAAACGGGAAUAGUGCAGGAGGAUGGGGGUACUGCGCAUGUUGUUCCAUUGUUUAAAAAGGGUUCUAAGAGUACACCUAGCAAUUAUAGACCUGUUAGUUUCACGCCAGUGAUGGGCAAAUUAAUGGAAAGGAUACUUAGAGAUAAUAUAUAUAAACAUCUGGAUAAACAGGGUCUGAUUAGGUACAGUCAACAUAGAUUUGUGCCUGGAAGGUCAUGUUUGGCUAAUCUUCUUGAAUUCUUGAUGGGAUUAUUCGGGAAAUUGAUGAGGGUAAAGCAGUGGAUGUUGUAUACAUGGACUUCAGUAAGGCCUUUAACAAGGUUCCUCAUGGAAGGUUGGUUAAGAAGGUUCAAUUGUUGGGUAUUAAUGGUGGCGUAGCAAGAUGGAUUCAACGGUGGUUGAAUGGGAGAUGCCAGAAAGUAAUGGUGGAUGGUUGUUUGUCAGGUUGGAGGCCGGUGACUAGUGGGAUGCCACAGUGAUCUGUGUUGGGUCCACUGUUGUUUGUCAUGUACAUCAAUGAUCUGGAUGAUGGUGUGGUAAAUUGGAUUAGUAAGUAUGCAUAUAAUACUAAGAUAGGUGGUGUUGUGGAUAAUGAAGUAGAUUUUCAAAGUCUACAGAGAGAUUUAGGCCAUUUGGAAGAGUGGGCUGAAAGAUGGCAGAUGGAGUUUAAUGCUGAUAAGUGUGAGGUGCCACAUCUUGGCAGGACAAAUCAAAAUAGGACAUACAUGGUAAAUGAUGAAUGCAGUUGAACAGAGGGAUCUAGGAAUAACCGUGCACAGUUCCCUGAAGGUGGAAUAUCAUGUCGAUAGGGUGGUUGUUGAGCCGUUGGUGUGUUGGCCUUUAUAAAUCAGAGCAUUGAGUAUAGAAGUUGGGAUGUAAUGUUAAAAUUGUACAAGGCAUUGGUGAGGCCAAUUCUGGAGUAUGGUGUACAAUUUUGGUCGCCUAAUUAUAGGAAGGAUGUCAACAAAAUAGAGAGAGUACAGAGGAGAUUUACUAGAAUGUUUCAGCAACUAAGUUACAGAGAAAGAUUGAACAAGUUAGGUCUUUAUUCAUUGGAGCGCAAACGGUUAAGGGGGGACUUGAUAGAGGUCUUUAAAAUUAUGAGAGGGAUAGACAGAUAGACAGAGUUCUAUGUUUCUAUGACAGAGUUGACGUGGAUAAGCUUUUCCCACUGAGAGUAGGGAAGAUUCAAACAAGGGGACACGACUCGAGAAUUAAGGGACAGAAGUUUAGGGCUAACAUGAGGGGGAACUUCUUUACUCAGAGAGUGGUAGUUAUGUGGAAUGAGCUUCCAGUGGAAGUGAUGGAGGCAGGUUCGAUUUUAUCAUUUAAAAAUCAAUUGGAUAGGUAUAUGGACGGGAAAGGAAUGGAGGGUUAUGGUCCUGAAGCAGGUAGAUGGGACUAGGGGAGAAUAAGUGUUUGGCACGGACCAGAAGGGCUGAGUUGGCCUGUUUCCGUGCUGUAAUUGUUAUAUGGUUAUAUGGUUAUAAAAUGAAUAUAAUUUAGUACAAGAUAGCCCAAUAAAGUCCUUUCAAAGAUAGUUUGAGGGUCUCCAAUGAGAUAGAUGGUAGCUCUGGACUGCUCUGGAUGGGAGAGGAUAAAAGAGGGAGUGGCCCGAGUGCGACCCAUUCUUGUUUAUGCUGAUGGCCUUUCUGAGACAGCAUGAGGUAUAAAUGGAGUCAAUGGAAGAGGUAUAGGUUGGUUUGUUUGAUGGUCUGGGCUGUACCAACGUUUCUCUGUACUUUAUUGCUUUCUUGGAUGGAGCUGUUCCCAAACAUUCUGUGAUCCAGCCCAUUAAAAGGGCGCAGUGGCGCAGCGGUAGAGUUGCUGCCUUACAGCGCCAGAGACCCGAGUCCAAUCCUGACUAUGUGUGCUGUCUGUACAGAAUUUGUACAUUUGCCCCGUCACCUGCGUGAGUUUCCUCCGGGUGCUCUGGAUGCCUCCCACACUCCAAAAACAUAGAAACAUAGAAACAUAGAAAUUAGGUGCAGGAGUAGGCCAUUCGGCCCUUCGAGCCUGCACCGCCAUUCAAUAUGAUCAUGGCUGACCAUCCAACUCAGUAUCCCGUACCUGCCUUCUCUGCAUACCCCCUGAUCCCCUUAGCCAGAAGGGCCACAUCUAACUCCCUCUUAAAUAUAGCCAAUGAACUGGCCUCAACUACCCUCUGUGGCAGAGAGUUCCAGAGAUUCACCACUGUCUGUGUGAAAAAAGUUCUUCUCAUCUCGGUUUUAAAGGAUUUCCCCCUUAUCCUUAAGCUGUGACCCCUUGUCCUGAACUUCCCCAACAUCGGGAACAAUCUUCCUGUAUCUAGCCUGUCCAACCCCUUAAGAAUUUUGUAAGUUUCUAUAAGAUCCCCUCUCAAUCUCCUAAAUUCUAGAGAGUAUAAACCAAGUCUAUCCAGUCUUUCUUCAUAAGACAGUCCUGACAUCCCAGGAAUCAGUCUGGUGAACCUUCUCUGCACUCCCUCUAUGGCAAUAAUGUCCUUCCUCAGAUUUGGAGACCAAAACUGUACGCAAUACUCCAGGUGUGGUCUCACCAAGACCCUGUACAACUGCAGUAGAACCUCCCUGCUCCUAUACUCAAAUCCUAAACAUAAAGGUUUGUAGGCUAUAAUUGUAAAUUGUCCCAAGUGUGUGUUGGAUAGUGUAUGUGUGCAGGCAUCGCUGGUCGGCAUGGACUCGGUGGGCCGAAGAGCCUGUUUUCCUGCUGUAUCUCCAAACUAAACUAAAUGCUUUUGAUGCCACACGUGUAGAAGUUGGUGAGAGUUGUUGGGGAUAUGCCUUCUAAGGAAGUAGAGGUGUUGGUGUGCCUUGGGUGGUCCAGGAGACGUUGCUGGAAGACACAGGAUCAUUUCAUUCCAAAAAGGAAGAAAUAUUCUAAGGGGAGUUGGAGGCAACCGUGGCUGACAAGAGAAGUUAGGGAUAGAAUAAAACUAAAAGAAAGAUGUACAACACAGCAAAGAGUAGCCGGAAGCCAGAGGAUUUUGACAAGUCUCCUGAGAGUGUAGUAGAUACAGUGACUAUUGUGAAAUUUAAGAAACAUUUGACUGAGCCUUUGAGUCACCAACACAUAGUAUGUUAUUUUUAGUUUUGUUUAGUUUAGUUUAUUGUCACGUGCACCAAGUCGUGUAUUCUCUGGGAAUAAAUUGUUUUAGGGCAAUGUUAUGUUCCCAUGGACACCAUAAUUGACAGUAUCUUUGUAAUCCAGAUUGAUGAUUAACAAAGUUAUCUAAAUUAAAAUUACCUAGUGUCCACUGUCUGAGUAGUUCACUAUAUUCACAGGGUUGUAUGGCCUGUAAUUUAAACGUACCACCACCUACAUAAGCUUUAAACCUUCUCUACUAACAACUUUGGCUCUCAACCAUCCCCUCAGUAAUGUCCUCAUUGAUUAUGCGGUUGAUAUUGUUGCCUUUAUCAAAAAUAGCAUUAAGGUGGAGUUGAUGUUUGGAAAGGGAUGUGUUCUGCUUCCUCUUGCGAGAUGAGUCAAGAACAACAGAUUACAAUGAGAUAGUUCAACCAGUUAAUCUGGUAAUUUUCCGAUGGCAUAGCCUACAAUUGGCUACAUUAUCAGGCGACAGCAAGCUCUAUAGACACUGGUUGGCUUGAUUGUAAUCAUGUAUUGUACACGCAACAGUAAACUAAACUCAAACUCGAAAGAAGGUGCAUUGUUGACUGAGUGAAGACUUUGAUACCCCUCAGCCACGCGAUCACGACUAUAAACGACUGAUACUCUACAAUCUGUGUUGCCAGCGUUUUCUGGAUACAGUGUAUUGUGUUGUGUGUUUUUGCAUCCCACCAUGUCUACAAACUGCCCAUCUGUGUCUACUGCUUCUGGUGUGAAGAAGAGAAUUUCACUUGAGAAGAAACUCAGGAUAAUUGGCCUGCAUGAAGGCGGCAAACCAGUAAUGGCCAUCGCACGUGAUUUAGGACGUCCGCACUCGACGAUCUCGAGCAUCAUUAAAAAUAAGAAGCGAAUCAGAGAUGCAGUGAAAUCAUCAGCAUCAGUUAGAUUUUCGCAAUCGAGGAUCUCGAGCAUCUUCAAGAAGAAGAAACAAAUCAGAGAUGCAGUGAAAUCAUCAGCAUCUGUUAAAUCCACGGUCAUCAGGAAGAAAAGAGCUAGGCCCAUUGAUGAUAUGGAGAGAUUACUUGUCACGUGGAUGAAAGACCAGAUACAGAAAGACAUACUGCUCACCUUAUCGAGAAUCCAGGCUGUUGCAAAAAGGUUUUUCAAUGCGUUAAAAGAGAAUUCUGAUGAUCCCACGUAUCCACAAGUGUUUACAGCAAGUCCUGGAUGGUUCCAACGCUUCAAAAUACGUCAUAAUUUUCAUAAUGUGAAGAUCAGCAGUGAGGCAGCAAGUGCUGAUACUGAAGGUGCCGCAGCUUUUAAGGAAGAGCUGAAUAGGAUAAUUGUGGAUGAGAAAUAUUUGCCAGAACAAAUAUUCAAUGUUGAUGAAACAUGCUUGUUCUGGAAGCGUAUGCCGGAGUUUACAGACAUUCAUCAAGAGUCGAAGACAAUGCCAGGAUUCAAGACAUACAAAGACCGUGUAACGCUGCUUUUGGGUGGAAAUGUCGCAGGAUUCAAAUUAAAGCCUUUACUAAUCUACCACUCGGAGAAACCUAGAGCAUUGAAGAAUGUGAGCAAGCAAACACUUCCCGUUUAUUAUCGCCAUAACAAGAAAGCCCGGAUGACAUUAGCAUUGUUUGCUGACUGGUAUCUAAACUGUUUUAUUCCGGAGGCAAGAGAAUAUUGUUGGAAAAACAACAUCCCAUUCAGAAUUCUUCUGAUCUUGGAUAAUGCUCCAGGACAUCCUCAAUUCAUCAACGACAUGCACCCCGAUGUAAAGGUUGUGUAUUUGCCACCGAGCAUAACCACACUCAUUCAACCAAUGGAUCAAGGUGUAAUAGCUAUGUUCAAAGCCUACUAUUUAUGGCAAACAUUUGCGCAGGCUGUUGGAUCGACUGAAUCUGGCCGAACACUCCGAGACUUUUGGAAUGGUUUUAACAUUCUAAAUGCUACCCGGAACAUCGCUGCAGCGUGGAAAGAUGUCACACAGAAAUGCAUGAAGUGCAUUUGGAAGAAAGUUAUGAAGACACAUGUGGACGCAUUCGAAUAUUUUAACAAAGAUUCUGCUGUUGAUAACAUAGUAAGAAACAAGAUAUUGGUGCUUGGGAACCAGCUAGAGUUGGACAUUGAUGAAGAAGAUAUUCAUGAGCUUGUUGGCAUUGAGGCUGAAGAACUUUCCAAUGAGGAUCUGAUCGAACUGGAGGAAGAAAGAAGAAAAGAAGCUGAGGCAAUGGAAGAAGAAGUUAUAGCCGAGGCACCAAAAACGUUCACAACAAAGACACUGGUGGAGGCGCUUGAUGCUAUCAGCAGUGGCGUACGGAUGUUGGAAGAAAUGGACGUCAAUCGUGAGAGAUUCACAAGAACUGACAGGCAGAUACAGGAUGCUCUUGCCUGCUAUUGGGAAAUAUAUAAUGAUAAAAAUAGCAAAUAAAUAAAUUGCAUAGUCAAAACUUGAUAUCUUCCUGAAGAACACUAUGUUUGGUAGGUUAGGUGUAUUAAAUGCAUAUUUGACUAACAAUAUUUUCAAUUUACGAUGGGUUUACAAAGCCCGAUCGUAAGCUGAGGAGCACCUGUGCGUCUAACUAUAGUCAUUCCUCCUUCUCACUGCUGCCAUCCAGCUAAAGAGAAAUAAACUUUACAGCGCACACAUCAGACUGAGGAGCAGCUUCUUUCUCUCUCUAUCAGGCUUCUGAAUGGUCCUUCCAUAAGUUGUAUCCAUUUUUAUAUUUAACGAAUGAAAUAGAUUUCAAGUUAUGUAUUACUCUGUUAUGGCCAAAUCCAGGUGUAUGUGUGAAUGAUGUAACAAAGCCUGUAUUAAAACCACUCAAUUUCCAGCUAUGAUGCAACAAUGCUGGAUGCUUCAGACAAUAUAUUGCAUGACAAUGCUGAGAUUAUAUUCUGUACCCUGUCUAUUCCCCUUUAUUAGGCCAACGGAACUUAUGUUUGACUUGAUUCUAUAGAUGAAUAGUAUUUUCUGAUUUAAUUGGAUUGCAUGCAAAAGAAAGCUUUUUCAAUGUACCUCGGGAAAGACAUAACAAGAAUAAAAUUAUACCUAUGCAA